ACGACGGGUAGGAGAAAGGAGAGGAGGUAAAGAAGGGGCAGUGACCGAAAAGGGGGAGAGAAGGAGCGGGAGAGCACCCGGCUGCAGGCGGAGGCGCGGGCUAGUAGGAAGGAGCUGGAGCCUCUGGGUGCGAGCACCGGCGGCCCGAUUGGGCGCCCUGGCUGGGGCGUGGUGCAGCCGCGGCCUGGCGGAACGUGGUACAGAAGCUGGGACGCCAGAGGGUUCCUCUGGGAGCGGCAGGGGACCUGAGGUGGGGUCAGCCGGGAAGGGGACGGAGGUUCGCUCUGAGGGGGCCAAGGGCCGCCCUUCGGAGAUCCGGAGGGCCUGGGUUCCAGGCCUUUGGGUGCGGCGGCAGGGUGCGCGCACGCGAGUGUGAGCGCCGGGGCGGGAGGGAGCGCGCGUUAGGGAUUCUACCGGCAUCGUAGCGUGGAGAGCGGGAGGCAGGAGCAGGCGCGCAGGGGAGCGCGGGGCCCUCCCGCGUACACACAGGCCGCGCGCGCGCACACACGCCCUCUCUGCUCGCUGGUUGCUUUUGCCACAAUCCCGGAGCCGAGUCCUGCAGAGCGGGAACCGAGCCAGAGUGGGAAGCGGAGCGGAGGCCAGGCGGGGAUGCGGCCCCAGGACACUUCCUGUGCCCACAGCUCUGAGGCUCUGGUGUCCAUGGGCAAAGAGGGCAACUGAGUCAAGCCCAGGCUGACACCAGCCCAGUUGCACUCCCCAAAUGCCUGCCAGACCUGAGGUAAGCAAGAGGAUGCUGUCAGGGGGUGAGAAGAGCAUGCCCAGCCCCCUCCUGGCCUGCUGGCAGCCCAUCCUCCUGCUGGUGCUGGGCUCGGUCCUGUCAGGCUCAGCCACAGGCUGCCCACCCCGCUGCGAGUGCUCUGCCCAGGAUCGAGCGGUGCUCUGCCACCGCAAACGCUUUGUGGCCGUGCCCGAGGGCAUCCCCACCGAGACUCGCCUGCUGGACCUGGGCAAGAACCGCAUCAAAACGCUCAACCAGGAUGAGUUUGCUAGCUUCCCACACCUGGAGGCACUGGAGCUCAAUGAGAACAUUGUGAGCACUGUGGAGCCUGGCGCCUUCAACAACCUCUUCAGCCUCCGAACGCUGGGGCUCCGCAGCAACCGUCUGAAGCUCAUCCCCCUGGGUGUCUUCACUGGCCUCAGUAACCUGACCAAGCUGGACAUCAGCGAGAACAAGAUCGUCAUCCUGCUGGACUACAUGUUCCAGGACCUGUACAACCUAAAGUCGCUGGAGGUUGGUGACAACGACCUUGUCUACAUAUCCCAUCGAGCCUUCAGUGGCCUCAACAGCCUGGAGCAGCUGACACUGGAGAAAUGCAACCUGACCUCCAUCCCCACUGAGGCACUGUCCCACCUACACGGUCUCAUCAUCUUGAGGCUCCGGCACCUCAACAUCAAUGCCAUCCGGGACUAUUCCUUCAAGAGGUUGUACCGGCUCAAGGUCUUGGAGAUCUCCCACUGGCCGUAUCUGGACACCAUGACACCCAACUGCCUCUAUGGUCUCAAUCUGACAUCCCUAUCCAUCACGCACUGCAAUCUGACUGCUGUGCCCUACCUGGCUGUGCGUCACCUGGUCUAUCUCCGCUUCCUCAACCUCUCCUACAACCCCAUCAGCACCAUUGAGGGCUCCAUGUUACAUGAGCUGCUACGACUGCAGGAGAUCCAGCUGGUAGGUGGGCAGCUGGCUAUGGUGGAGCCCUAUGCCUUUCGUGGCCUCAACUACCUGCGUGUGCUCAAUGUCUCUGGCAACCAGCUGACCACACUGGAGGAGUCUGCCUUCCACUCAGUGGGCAACCUGGAGACGCUCAUCCUGGACUCCAACCCACUGGCCUGCGACUGCCGGCUUCUGUGGGUAUUCCGGCGCCGCUGGCGGCUCAACUUCAACCGGCAGCAGCCCAUGUGUGCCACGCCUGAGUUUGUCCAGGGCAAGGAGUUCAAGGACUUCCCCGAUGUGCUCCUUCCCAACUACUUCACUUGCCGCCGUGCCCGCAUCCGGGACCGCAAGGCCCAACAGGUAUUUGUGGAUGAGGGCCACACGGUGCAGUUUGUGUGCCGGGCCGAUGGAGACCCGCCUCCCGCCAUCCUCUGGCUAUCACCCCGCAAGCACUUGGUCUCUGCCAAGAGCAAUGGGCGGCUCACAGUCUUCCCUGAUGGCACACUGGAGGUACGCUAUGCCCAGGUACAGGACAAUGGCACGUACCUGUGCAUUGCAGCCAAUGCAGGCGGCAACGACUCCAUGCCCGCCCACUUGCAUGUACGCAGCUACUCACCUGAUUGGCCCCAUCAGCCCAACAAGACCUUCGCCUUCAUCUCCAACCAGCCGGGUGAGGGAGAGGCCAAUAGCACCCGAGCCACCGUGCCUUUCCCCUUCGACAUCAAGACCCUCAUUAUUGCCACCACCAUGGGCUUCAUCUCCUUCCUGGGCGUUGUACUUUUCUGCCUGGUGCUUCUGUUCCUCUGGAGCCGGGGCAAGGGCAACACAAAACACAACAUCGAGAUUGAGUACGUGCCACGCAAGUCAGACGCGGGCAUCAGCUCCACCGAUGCACCCCGAAAAUUCAACAUGAAGAUGAUAUGAGCAUGGGUCGGGAUUCCCUCCCUGGUCCUGUGCCACCCAUCCCUGUCCCCUCUCCUGUGUUCGACUGCCCCACUGGCCCUCACCACCUCCCUUCUUUCUACCAGGACCUCAGAAGUUGGGCCUGGGGAACCCGCAGCACAUAUGGACAGACUGAAGUCAGAAGCUGAUGAACAUGCAGCAGUCAAUAAUUCAAUUUAAAAAGUUACAAACUUCCUCUGUAACUUGGGUUUCAAUAAUUAUGGAUUUUUAUGAAAACUUGAAAUAAUAAAAAGAGAAAAAAACUA
Myotis daubentonii (Daubenton's bat) is the source of this 2880-nucleotide messenger RNA. It is a transcript of the gene LINGO1, whose product is annotated as leucine rich repeat and Ig domain containing 1. Gene Ontology annotation, cellular component: plasma membrane. Gene Ontology annotation, molecular function: protein binding. The record is from RefSeq and is a predicted model, not a curated record. Lineage: Eukaryota; Metazoa; Chordata; Mammalia; Chiroptera; Vespertilionidae.